Messenger RNA from Platichthys flesus (European flounder), 3623 nucleotides. RefSeq lists its product as uncharacterized. Gene Ontology annotation, cellular component: egg coat. The transcript has 14 exons. Gene Ontology annotation, molecular function: acrosin binding; structural constituent of egg coat. Gene Ontology annotation, biological process: prevention of polyspermy; binding of sperm to zona pellucida. The record is from RefSeq and is a predicted model, not a curated record. Bases 51 to 3599 code for a protein of 1182 amino acids. NCBI's taxonomy places the organism in Eukaryota, Metazoa, Chordata, Actinopteri, Pleuronectiformes, Pleuronectidae.
AGACAGCACGUCGAUUCAGUGUUCAAGUGCACGUGAGACUAACAUUUAAAAUGCAUGUGAAACAAACAGCAAACUGGUUGAGUUUCCUCCUCAGCGUCACAAUAAUAACUUUACCUUCAGUGAGCUGGAGUGAAGCCGCUCAUCCUGCAGGAGCACGACCCCCCGCGGCGCCUCGUGGGGCCGGGAGCCGCGCUGCGACCCCCCGGGGCCCGCAGCAGCUCCAUCAGCAGCUCCUCCACCUCCUCCACAGCUCGGACCGGAGACCCGGAGCCGGGACCACUUCCCCGGACAAACGGUUCAGACCCACACCGACACAGAGCGAGGGGCCGCGGGUCUCCUCUUCACCUCGGGCCCGUGAUGAAGACUGUGCCACUGCGCAGAUACACCGCUCGGCUCCAGGGAGGUUUUCCAUCGUUGGUCAGCUGGAAGCAAACAUCCCCAGCGCGGGCUACCAGGCCGAUUCUGCUGCUGCUGCAGUCCAAGCUGAGGGAGACCAGGAGAAGGUCAGAGGUCAGGGGCUCAGCAGCUCAGAGGAGAGCUGGCAGAAGCUCUCGCCGGUGGUGGAGUGCGGGGACGAUGCCAUGUUCCUCGUUGUCCGGAGGAGACGAGCUGGAAAUCUGCUGCUGGACCGAGUGAACCAGUCGUCGGUGCCUCUGUCCCAGCUGAAGCCUCAGUGUGGUUACUCCGUUCAGACCACAUGGAGAGACCUCAGUCUGAUGGCCCAGUACGACGCCUGCCACGUCACACAGGAGGACGACAGCUACAUGCUGCCUCUGCUGUGGAGGGGGGCCCCGGUCAAGAUGUCCUGUCCCGUCCCUCAGGUUGAGCCUCAUGCCCCGGGGCAGUACUCCGUGUGCUGCUCCCCCUAUGGGAUGACCAUCAACCUGCAAGGGCCGACUCCGGCAGAGCAGCUGAGUAUAAAUGUGAGAGGAGAGUGGAGCCCCCUGGUGUCGUUGGCUGAGCAGUGCGGCUUCACCGUGGAAAGAGGUGAUGCACAGAUCGUCAUCACUGCUCCAUAUCUGACAUGUGGCAUGACGGUGAAGGAUGGAAAAUACACCCUUUAUCUUCAAAUAGGAGAAAACCGACUGUUGCUGUCCUGUCCUGUCUCGUCCCUCGAGGAGCAGCCGGGAGCCCGUCUGCUCGACGCUCAUCAUCUCAGCAGGAUCAGGACAGAACCUCCAUCAGAGCCUUUUCCAUGGGCCGCCCCUUUUUACCUGGCCCCGCUUCACUACCCCCACCCCACAUAUCAGAAAGAGUUUGAACCUGAUGCUCCUGAUGCACACGACCCUCUUACUCCCUCGUUCCCCACCCCUGACCCCAAGUUUGGUCCACAGCCUCUCCCUACUGUUGAUUCCCAGUAUCAAGAAUACUACUCCCACCAGAUUCCUGACUGGGAUUCCAAUAAUCCACAAGCCGUGCAUGUUCCUCCAUCAUCUACACAUCAAAUGGAGGAUUUAAGUCUGGUGCAUCCAGACCAACAGCAAAAACAGGGACCUCCUGUCUGGGAUCUCUCUGAGACUCACGCUCCCUCCACAGCUGCAGCUUCUCCAUCUCAAGCCGAAGCUCCCUCUCUCCAGCCUCCUAACCACGCCUUCAACCCGUACUACCAUUACUACCAUCACCCAAAAAUCCCUCUUUCACACCCACCUCAAGACCCUGAUGCAGCUCCUGAGGUUCCUGAACAACCGUCUCCAACAAAUACCUACGAGUUCCUGGUGUGGCCCCCCAAAGUGCAGCAGACCGAGGCUACGUCAGACCCCGCUCCUCCGCCUCAGGUUACCUCUCAUCCUUACAUCCCUCCAAGUCCUGAGGUUGAUCAGAAAGCCCUUGUAUCUUACCCGUACCCUUAUCCCCACCACUACUUUCAUUACUUUCCACAUAUGGCGAGGGGUGAGGCGAAAAGGUUGACGCCUCCACAUGGCGACAUGGAAACAGAUGUGCCUGAUGCUCCGCCUCUUCCUGAGUCCUCGGAGCGUCCGGUCCACGAAGAACACAACGUGAAACCCUAUGAUACUGAAACCUACAGACCAGACUGGAUCAGAAAUCCACUUCUGUCUGAGGAUGAUGGUGUUAAUGAAGAGCUGAAUGAUGAAGAGGGACACUCUGCACCUGCGACUCCUGCUCCCCCACCCAGUAACACUCCAGAACCAGACCCGGUUCCCCCUCCUCCCCCUCACCUCUACGCCCCUUACUAUCACUACUAUCAGAUGUAUUCGGGACCUGAUGAAGACCGUGCGUCUCCGACUUCCUCCAAAGACGCUGCAGACCCUCUGCUUCAGGCCUCCUCCUCUCCAGCGCAGCAUCAAUCCACUUCACCCACCGAAUCCACCUAUCCUGCUCCAAAUGGCCACUUGAAUCCUUACUACUACUAUUACCACCACCUGUACCAGCCUGAAGAGUCCAAAGACGAGCAGGAACAGCAUCCUGCAGGCAGCAAGGACCAACCCACCUCAGAGCCAGAAUCUCUGCUUCCCUCGGACUCCGACCACAGCAGGACGGAUCUUAACCAUGAAGCAGGAAAUCCCAGUGUCCCUCAGCCAACGCACAGACCAGUCCACGACUUGUACUCCCAGCAACAUCUGUACUAUGCUGUGGGGCCUCCUGGUGGAGGGGAAGCAGAGGAGACGCUGGAUUCUGACACGACGGAUCACCCCGAGGCCAACACGCCCUCGCCCUGUGGCCUCCGCCCUGCCUCUACCACCAACUGCACUCACUCUCUGGGCUGCUGCUCGUACCCUGUGGAGGAUUGUACAAUGGGGCAACAUUUUGUGUUUGUGGUGCCUGACUGUGUGUUGGAGCCCACAGUGCCCCCUGAUGCUCAUCCCUCUGAGGACAGUGAGGCCUCCUGCGUCCUGCGGAGGUUGACCUCUGACCCCGAUGUCUACCUGGUGCCCCUGGACGGCUGCGGAGUAAACAAACUUAUGUUUGGUCAGACCGUGGUUCAUCUGUUGGAGGUCCAGGGAAUCUAUUCUCCUCCAGACGACCACACCUCGGACACUGAGGACAAUCCUGUCAGGUUGAUGGUGGAGUGCAGCUCCUCCCCAGGUUCUCCAGAUGAGGUGAGGCUGCAUGUGAUGGAUCAACCUCCUCCACCUCCUCCUCCUCCACCUCCUCCACCUCCCGUGCAGUCGUCAGCAGCCACAGUCUCAGUGCAGCUGAGGCUCUCAACAGACGAGUCGUUCAGCAGCUUCCACCCCGAGGCUAACCUGCCUCUCAGCCUGGUGCGAGGCAGACCUCUUUACCUGGAGGUGAGUCUGCUGGAGCCUCCGCAGGAGAACCUGGUGCUGCUGGUUCAGUCCUGCGUGGCUCACACUGCAGCUCCGUCCACCGGCUGGAUGCACAUCUACGACGGCUGCCCCGGCCGCCAUGAUUCACAGCUGCUUCCUUCUCCUGAGCCGCAGCGGACCCGGAGGAUCAUGAUCUCCAGCUUCCUCUUCCUGCCCUCACACAGCCCCUCGUACAUGGCUGCAGGAGGACACUCUCUCCUGGGCGAUCCAGAGAUCUUCAUCUUCUGCUGGACAGAGGUUUGCUCUGCUGCAGAUGGUGACUGCACAUCUGGCUGCAUCAACAGUCCCAACGGUGGCAUGUGGGCAAUGUAAUAAAGACAAGUUUACAACACUGCA